Ylistrum balloti is the source of this 1533-nucleotide messenger RNA. Its product is annotated as pyrokinin-1 receptor-like. The record is from RefSeq and is a predicted model, not a curated record. Bases 1 to 1533 code for a protein of 510 amino acids. Gene Ontology annotation, biological process: neuropeptide signaling pathway. Gene Ontology annotation, molecular function: neuromedin U receptor activity. The transcript is spliced from 2 exons. Lineage: Eukaryota; Metazoa; Mollusca; Bivalvia; Pectinida; Pectinidae. Gene Ontology annotation, cellular component: plasma membrane.
AUGCACCCCGCGAUAAGGGUGUGUUUGGGCCUUGUUAAAAACAGAACAUUGCACAUAGACCGCAAUGAAGGACCGGACUGUAAGGAUCUGUUUAGGAAACACCUAUCCACCAUCUUCAACGAGUCAAGAUACGGAAAUGCGUCUACAAACGUACUUUCGGAUGACGAUAGUUUCGACGUGUGGCGCUACCUCGCACAACAGUUGGAACCAAGAAGAGAUGAUUUACCAACAGUCAUCAGUAUCACUCUUAUAUACUGCAUUCUCUUUUGCACAGGAGUUUUUGGAAAUGUGUGCACGUGCAUUGUAAUAGCAAAAAAUAAGUUCAUGCACACAGCUACAAAUUAUUAUUUGUUUAAUCUGGCUGUGGCUGAUCUACUUUUGUUACUUAUAGGCCUUCCCCCGGAUCUUUAUACAAUAUGGUCAUUGUAUCCAUGGAUAUUCGGCGAAGCAUUUUGCGUGGCACGAGUGCUUUUCGCCGAAAUUUCGACGUUUACGUCGAUUUUAACUAUAACGGCAUUCACUGUGGAACGGUAUGUUGCAAUAUGUUUUCCAAUGAAGGCUCAAAGAAUGUCCAGUUUAUAUCGGGCUGUGCGCGUGAUAUUCUGCACGUGGUGUCUGUCGACAAUAUGUGCAAUCCCCCAAGCGAUACAAUAUGGAGUGGUGUACAUCCCCGACCCCUGGAACAGCACCGUCAUACAGUCAGCUAUGUGUACAUUCAAAGCCCAAGAAGGCAUCAAAUGGACGUUCCAGGUGUCGGCCAUUAUUUUCUUUGCCGUACCAAUGACCUUCAUCACCGUCCUUUAUACUCUCAUCGCCAUCACCAUCCGGAGAUCUACACUCAGUCGGGGAUCAAUGGAUUCAUCCAGUAAGGAACAUCUGCGUGGUGUAGAACUCCACGCGCAACAACAGGCGCGGGCGCGCCGCUCUGUUCUAAAGAUGCUGGUGGCCGUGGUGGUGGCGUUUUUUGUAUGCUGGGCGCCUUUCCAUGCCGAACGUCUUAUGGCGAUUUACAUCUCGAAAUGGACGGGAUUUCUGUUAAAGAUUCACAAGAAACUAUUUUAUUUGUCAGGUGUGUGUUACUUUAUCAGCGGAACAAUAAAUCCUGUUCUGUAUAGCAUUAUGUCAUUGAAGUUUCGACAAGCGUUUAAACAGACAUUAUUGCGGCAGUGUUGUCGCAAACCUACACGACAUCGACCGAAUCAUUUUUCCUACAAAUUCGUGCACAGAAAUGGCCACACGGAGACGAGCUACACUUCGGUCGGCCCCCUCGGACUUGGGGCGGGUCGCCGGGCGCUCAGUCGGCCGCUCCCUACGAGGGGGGCUCAACGGCUCGGAGACAACAAACCUCUCGCUCACAGUUCGGGCUCCACAUCCAGUCAAAAGCGAACGAGUCUUACUCGCUCUAUUAGUGGAAGCAGUCUGAAGUCAACUGACGAGAUGUGUGGGGAGGAGGAUAUGCAAGAGGUCCUCUUCCAGAUCAAGUGUUAUGACAGCAACCGUAACACGGCAGAACUAGUAAUUGGUGUAUGUUAA